AUGAAAUAUUUCUCAUGUGACUUUCAUGAAAACGCAUUUGCAGAGCGGAGGGCAGCAGCAGCUGCAGAGCGGAGGGCAGCAGCCCAAUCAGAGCGGAGGGCAGCAGCAGCUGCAGAGCGGAGGGCAGCAGGAGCUGCAGAGCGGAGGGCAGCAGGAGCUGCAGAGCGGAGGGCAGCAGCAGCUGCAGAGCGGAGGGCAGCAGGAGCUGCAGAGCGGAGGGCAGCAGCAGCUGCAGAGCGGAGGGCACCGGCAGCGGCAGAGCGGAGGGCAGUGGCAGCCGCAGAGCGGAGGGCAGCAGCAGCUGCAGAGCGGAGGGCAGCAGCAGCUGCAGAGCGGAGGGCAGCAGUAGCUGCAGAGCGGAGGGCAGCAGCAACUGCUGCAGAGCGGAGGGCAGCAGCAGCUGCAGAGCGGAGGGCAGCAGCAGCUGCAGAGCGGAGGGCAGCAGCAGCUGCAGAGCGGAGGGCAGCAGCAGCUGCAGAGCGGAGGGCAGCAGCCCAAUCAGAGCGGAGGGCAGCAGCAGCUGCAGAGCGGAGGGCAGCAGGAGCUGCAGAGCGGAGGGCAGCAGCAGCUGCAGAGCGGAGGGCAGCAGGAGCUGCAGAGCGGAGGGCAGCAGCAGCUGCAGAGCGGAGGGCAGGAGCAGCUGCAGAGCGGAGGGCUUCAGCCCAAUCAGAGCGGAGGGCAGCAGCAGCUGCAGAGCGGAGGGCUUCAGCCCAAUCAGAGCGGAGGGCAGCAGGAGCUGCAGAGCGGAGGGCAGCAGCAGCUGCAGAGCAGAGGGCAGCAGCAGCUGCAGAGCGGAGGGCAGCAGCAGCUGCAGAGCGGAGGGCAGCAGCCCAAUCAGAGCGGAGGGCAGCAGCAGCUGCAGAGCGGAGGGCAGCAGGAGCUGCAGAGCGGAGGGCAGCAGCAGCUGCAGAGCGGAGGGCAGCAGGAGCUGCAGAGCAGAGGGCAGCAGCAGCUGCAGAGCGGAGGGCAGGGGCAGCUGCAGAGCGGAGGGCAGUGGCAGCCGCAGAGCGGAGGGCAGCAGCAGCUGCAGAGCGGAGGGCAGCAGCAGCUGCAGAGCGGAGGGCAGCAGCAGCUGCAGAGCGGAGGGCAGCAACAGCUGCAGAGCGGAGGGCAGCAGCAGCUGCAGAGCGGAGGGCAGCAGCAACUGCAGAGCGGAGGGCAGCAGCAGCUGCAGAGCGGAGGGCAGCAGGAGCUGCCCGAUUGGCUGCAGCUUGCGAGGCUGCCAGAGGGGGAGAUGGAGAUGGAGUCGAGCAGACAGGUCUUGCCGGCGUGUUCGAGUGGAGAGGAGCACCCAGACCCUAUGCUGACACCCCCGCCCCGCAUCCCGUGCGAAACCUGUUAUCGCACUUUCACGGAGAGAGGAAAGGCCACGCGUCAUAUGUCGGCCUGCAGGGCAGCGGACGCCCAGCGUCGUGCGUAGGCGCUUGGGUUGACCCGCGACGUCACAGACGACUCGGACAGCGAACCUCCGCCACCACGGGAUAUCAGUGA
This is a messenger RNA of Closterium sp. Yama58-4, 1491 nucleotides long. NCBI's taxonomy places the organism in Eukaryota, Viridiplantae, Streptophyta, Zygnematophyceae, Desmidiales, Closteriaceae. The record is from the annotation of a GenBank genome assembly.